Messenger RNA from Phyllostomus hastatus (greater spear-nosed bat), 622 nucleotides. It is a transcript of the gene THSD8, whose product is annotated as thrombospondin type 1 domain containing 8. The record is from RefSeq and is a predicted model, not a curated record. The transcript has 3 exons. Bases 144 to 596 code for a protein of 150 amino acids. NCBI's taxonomy places the organism in Eukaryota, Metazoa, Chordata, Mammalia, Chiroptera, Phyllostomidae.
GCGGAGCAGGCGGGGUCUGCGGCGGGGGUAGACGCGUAGCCGCGGGCUGCGCCCACUGCGUCCACCCGCGAGGGUAGUGAGGGCCCCACAGACCCCUCGCGGGGCUCGGACCCGGAGCGUGGCCGGGGCGGUUGGAGUCCGGCAUGGCCCGGAGCCCAGCUGCGCUACUGCUGUCGCCUCUGAUAUUCCUGCUGCUGACAACGCCUGUCCAGGUCUCCCCCGACUACCAUUACUUUGGCGAUCAGGGAGAAGGAGACACCUGGGAGCAGUUACGGCUGCAGCUUCAGGGGAAAGACGCGGAGGACUCGAUCCUUGGCCCGUGGGGAAAGUGGCGCUGUCUUUGCGACCUGGGCAAGCAGGAGCGCAGCCGUGAGGUGCUGGGCACAGCGCCGGGCCCAGUGUUCAUGGACCGCGAGAACCUGGUGCAGUUUUCCAAACUCAGAACUCUGCGGUCCACCUCCGGAACUACGAUUCCCAGGAAGCAGCACGGCAGUGGCGUAGGCUUUGCCUUCGCAAACGUCGACGGCGGUGGGAGCGUUGGGGGCGUGUCCUAUGCGCUGAUUGGCUGGGCCCGCGGUAAACGCGUCCUGAUCUGAGCUUCCGCACCUAGUUCCUGCAGCUG